Messenger RNA from Brenthis ino (lesser marbled fritillary), 816 nucleotides. NCBI's taxonomy places the organism in Eukaryota, Metazoa, Arthropoda, Insecta, Lepidoptera, Nymphalidae. The record is from the annotation of a GenBank genome assembly.
AUGUCAACUAUGAGUAGAUCUCGGACGAGUCUCUCGCCUGCAACAUCUGAGAGAUCAACUCUACCUAUGGGAGCAUCUGCCGAACCUGGCAGUCCAGAAUUUAAGCCCCUAGAACCGACAAGGGAGCAACUGCUUGCACAUUUCUUCGAGCGAUUUAAAUUUUACACUUCGCUCUGCCUUGGUACUUCUGCCAUACUCGCUGUAUUUGCAUUUCUUUUUUUAAUACCAUUCGUCGUAGAACCUGCAAUACAAACGAUUUUAGCAGAGUUUGCCCCAGAAGCUGGUAUAUGUGCUGUGUCAGAACAUGUGUACGCUCAAACACUCACUAACUGUACGUGGGCAUCUUGUCGUGAAGGAUGUACAACAACUCCCACGAAAUGCCAUAAAAUCCGCGUCAAUCUCGCAAGGCGGCCAUUUACAGAAGAUGCUCCUAUUCCAAAAGAAUGGGAUGAAACAGAUCUAAAGUUUUUGAUAAACCCAGAAGGAUGUGGUUACCCACCUAGAGUAAAUUGUUCCGAAUUUGCAAUUGAUUAUGCUGGAAAAAAAGCUCCUAAGGUUUUUCCUUGCUACUACAGCAUGACUCGACCAGAACUAGUCGUAGCGAGAUAUUCCUGGGAUACAACUAUUCGUGGUUUGGUACUGGCUUUGGUGUUACCAACAACGGUCUUCGUCUUCAGUUUAAGUGUACUCGCAUACUGGCAUUGCCAUUGCUGUGACAGGGCUUGUAAUAGACGAGUACAUGCCGAAUCUUUUGCGAGCAAAGAAGAUAGCAAAUUACUAUGUGAAUUGGAUGAAGAUCCCAGCGACGACGUGUUC